CGGGGCCUGCGCCCGCGCUCCGUGUCCCCGGCAGGGACGGAAGUUGCACCACAACUUCAAUUAGUUUCAGUUUUGUUUCUGUUACUGGCUGUCAGCAACUGCGGUGUCCAGGCCACAGGGGUCCCGCUGGCACCCCUAGGGCGGCUCUGGCAGGGCCUAACACAACCAGGUUCACAGUUGCUGAAUGUACCUGGGGAGGAAGAAGAGGAGGAGGAACAGGGUGGACACUAGGCCCAGAGCCCUCUGUAAGUCACCAGGAAGCCAGAAGGAAAUUCUUCACCAGCAUGGUUUCCCAGGGCUCCUCACCCUCCCUGCUGGAGGCCCUAAGCAGUGACUUUCUGGCCUGUAAAAUCUGCCUGGAGCAGCUGCACACGCCCAAGACCCUGCCCUGCCUGCACACCUACUGCCAGGACUGCCUGGCCCAGCUGGCUGAGAGCGGCCAUGUCCGCUGCCCUGAGUGCCGAGAGAUGGUGCCUGUGCCUCCUGCCGGAGUGGCUGCCUUUAAGACCAACUUCUUUGUCAAUGGGCUUCUGGACCUGGUGAAGGCCCGGGCCUGCGGGGACCUGCGUGCAGGAAAGCCAGCCUGUGCCCUAUGUCCCCUGGUGGGUGGCACCAGUGCUGGGGGGCCAGCCACAGCCCGAUGCUUGGACUGUGCCGAUGACCUCUGCCAGGCCUGUGCUGAUGGGCAUCGCUGUACCCGCCAAACCCACACCCACCGCGUGGUGGACCUGGUGGGCUACAGGGCAGGGUGGUACGAUGAAGAGGCCCGGGAGCGCCAGGCAGCCCAGUGUCCCCAGCACCCUGGGGAGGCCCUGCGCUUCCUGUGCCAGCCCUGCUCCCAGCUGCUGUGCCGUGAAUGCCGCCUCGACCCCCACCUGGACCACCCCUGCCUCCCCCUGGCGGAGGCAGUCAGUGCCCGGAGACCCGGCCUGGAGGAGCUGCUGGCAGGUGUGGACAGCCACCUGGUGGAGCUGGAGACCAGUCGGGUGGUGGAAAAGGAAGCUCUGGCCCGACUGCGGGAGCAGGCUGCCAGAGUAGGGACACAGGUGGAGGAGGCGGCGGAGGGAGUCCUCCGGGCCCUGCUGGCCCAGAAGCAGGAGGUGCUGGGACAGCUGCGGGCCCAUGUGGAGGCUGCUGAGGAGGCUGCCCGGGAGAGGCUGGCCAAGCUAGAGGACAAGGAACAGGUGGCCAAGGCAGCAGCUGCCUUUGCCCGGCGAGUGCUCAGCCUGGGGCGAGAGGCUGAGAUACUCUCGCUGGAGGGAGCGAUCACCCAGAGACUCCAGCAGCUGCAGGGCUGUCCCUGGACUCCAGGGCCAGCCCCCUGCUUGCUGCCCCAGCUCGAGCUCCACCCCGGGCUCCUGGACAAGAACUGCCAUCUUCUGCGGCUGUCUUUUGAGGAGCAGCAGACGGAGAAGGACAGUGGGAAAGAUGGAGCGGGAACCCAGGGAGGGUCUGAAAACCAAAACCUGCAAGAGGUUGGAGCCAAGCCAGAGGGGCAGAGCGGAGCCCAGCCCCAGCAUAGGGAUGGAGCCCUAUCCCCAAAAGAGGACAAAGCCCAGUUGCCCCAGGAAGAUGCAGGACCCCAGUUGGAGAGGGGUGGCAGAUCCAACAAGAAGAAAAAGUUCAAAGGCAGGUGCAAAUCCAUCUCCCGCGAGCCCAGCCCUGCGCUGGGGCCAAACCUGGAUGGCUCAGGCCUCCUCCCCAGGCCCGUCUUUUACUGCACCUUCCCCAUUCGGAUGCCUGGAGACAAGCGGUCUCCUCGAAUCACUGGGCUGUGUCCCUUCGGCCCCAGGGAGAUCCUGGUAGCAGAUGAGCAGAACAGGGCACUGAAACGCUUUUCCCUCAGUGGCGACUACAAGGGCACGGUGCCGGUCCCUGAGGGCUGCUCCCCAUGCAGCGUGGCGGCCCUCCAAAAUGCUGUGGCUUUCUCGGCUGGAGCGAGGCUCUAUCUUAUCAGCCCCAGUGGUGAGGUGCAGUGGCGUCGCGCCUUGAGCCUUGGCCAGGCCAGCCAUGCGGUGACUGCGCUGCCCGGCAAGGAUCGCGUGGCUGUCAGUGUGGCGGGCCACGUGGAAGUAUAUAACAUGGAAGGCAGCCUGGCCACCCGGUUCAUCCCUGGGGGCAAGGCCAGCCGGGGCCAGCGGGCACUGGUGUUCCUGACAGCCAGCCCCCAGGGCAAUUUCGUGGGGUCUGACUGGCAGCAGAAUAGUGUGGUGGUCUGUGACGGGCUGGGUCAGGUGAUUGGGGAGUACAAGGGGCCAGGCCUGCAUGGCUGCCAGCCAGGGUCCCUGUCUGUGGAUAAGAAGGGCUACAUCUUUCUGACCAUCCGAGAGGUCAACAAGGUGGUGAUUCUGGACCCAAAGGGGUCACUUCUGGGCGACUUCCUGACAGCCUUCCAUGGCCUAGAAAAGCCCCGGGUGACUACCAUGGUAGACGGCAGGUACCUGGUUGUGUCUCUCAGUAAUGGGACCAUCCAUGUCUUUCGGGUCCGUUCCCCUGACAGUUAGAGGGGCGGGGGGAGGGGGAAGGGGGUGGGAUAUAGGGCAUUUCCUGGAGGGUAAAGGGUGGCAGUGUUUCAGCAUGAAAUGCGAGACCGCCGACCCCUCUUCUGAUAUGCAAGGUGAGGACCAAUCGUGGUAUGGCCAUAGCUCCCAGAAGCAGUGGGGCAGAAGGUGCUGGGUGUCAGCUGAGCCUCUUGCUGUUUGUAUGUGACAGUAGAUUUCUGGGAAUUGUAAGUGUGUCUUGAUUUGCAUUCUUCAAAAACAUUCCUAGUAGAGUAGCCAAGAGGGAGUCCUGGAGACGUUAGUACAUGUCCUCUGAGACAUGAAGGCCCUCAAACCAGGCCUGGUGGCAGAGGCCAGUAAUCCCAGCAUUCUUGAGGCAGGAGGAUCAUAAGUUCAAAUCCAGGCUGGGUCAUUUGGAGACUUAAUGAGAUCCUGUCUCAAAAUAAAAGGGCUGGGGACAUAGCACAGGUUGAAGGCCCUGGGUUCCUUAGCACCACCCACACACACACACUCCAAAAUACCUAGAGUAGAUCAGUUGUAGGCAUUUUGUGAAGGAACCAAGAACUUGGCUACCCUCAGAUUGGCCCCUGGGGUCACAAGAGCCCUGAGGUCUCGAAAUAGCUACAGAUGACAAUGGCACAUCUGCUGGCUGUAGCCAGGAAGUACUGGCCCUGACAGCGGCGGUAGGUCUUAGCCUCGGAGGCUGUGAAGAGAACAGGCAGCCAGAAAAGCCAGCUUUGCGGAGUAUCGGAGAAGGGGAGCCCUGCGUGCCUCCACUCUGCACCAGUCCAAGGCGUCCCCUAUGCUCGGGGUCAAAUCUUCACCAUGCAGUCUUCAGUUAGGCUUCCUUUACAUUUCCUGGAGUCUUUUUGUUGUUGUUUGUUUCCCCUUAGUUUUUCUAGGCAGAGGAGUUGGGAAGCUGUGGAACCCUACAGGCCAGUGUGGGGCUGGUGUGCCUGGCCAGUCAGAGGACCUGAGAAGUCAGCAGUAGGGUCAGGAGGCAUAAAAACAAGGGAAGGAUGCAGUUAGAGGUGACCGUGGCCACCAGUCCUUUGUGCGGUGGUGGCAGAGGUGGCGCUGAGGUGACUGAGGAGACUAUGGGCCUCGUUAGCUGGGGGUUGUCGAGAGAGGAGCAGAAGGGAAUCUAUGUAAGGAUCAUGGGUGGUGGAGUCUUCGUGGAAACCAGAGGGAUUCAGAACAAGUCCAGAUGGAAAGUGCAGGACGCCAGGGAGAGGGAAAAGGAAGUCUUUCUGGGGAAGCACCUUUCUUAUUUAUCGAAACAGUGGGGCAGAUCUUCAGUGUCCAGGUGGACGGCUUCGAUCGUAUAAAAAUAUGCAUACAGCAAAGAAUAAUGAUUAAAAGAAAGCCAGUAAGAUGAGAAAACUAUGUAGAAUUGAGUUGAUGAGGGAAAACUGAGUCUCAAACACUGUAUAUGGAGUGACUAAGAGACCUAUUUGGAGAAAGAAUGAAAUAGGCUGUGUACCCAGGGGAAAUAUGACCAAGCAGGGGCUAGUAACAUGUGGAGGAAACAAACCACAGAAAAACUUGCUUUUAUCAAAAAUGAAUUUCCAGGCCAAAUUUCCAUUCCUGGUAGAUGCCAGGAAUUCCAGCACUGUGAGUUUGAGUUCAGCCUGGGCUACAAAGCAAGUUCAAGGCUAGUCUGAACUGGAUAGUAAGACCCUGUCACAAAGAGGCAGGAAAAAAUUUUUUUUCAAAAUAUCCUCUGGAGAAAUAUGUAGACUCCUGGUACUACAAAUAAUGCUUGCUGGAGACUAGUGUGGCAAUUUUUUUGUGUGUGUGUCCUUUUUUGAGAUGGGGUCUCACUAUGCAGUUCAGGCUGGCCUUGAGCUCACUUUGUAGCCCAGGCUGGUCUCGAACUCGCAAUGAUCCUCUUGCCUCAACCUCCUGAGUGCUGGGAUUACAGGCAUGAGCCACCACACCCGGCUCUAGGCUAGUGUGGCAAUUCUUGACAAGUUUUUUAAAAAUUGUAAGACUGUCUUAUCUUACUUUGGGGAAUACAUUCUGGAAAAGUAACUUAUUAGGGAAAAUAUUUGUACAGAGACAUCUGUGACUGCCCGCUGGAGUCCAGUCAUUUGCUGGAAACGGUUCAGUUGCAGAAUGACAGUGAAGUGGACUGCGGUUUGUUAGGGGAGUGAGCUCUACCCUGGCGUAUGAAGAGUAUGAAGACUAUUUGGAAGAGGCAGUUACAUGAUGCAGUCAUGAGCACGAAAAACUAGGCGAUUUUGGAAUGAAUUAUGACCACAUAGUGAUAACAGGAAAGGAAAAGUAUGUCUGAUUAGGAAGUAAGUGGAGAUAGGUUCUGAUCCGUAAAUAGUGAUUCAGGAGGUUGGGUUCUUUUUGAGUUGUUUUCUGAUAUUAUUCAGAUACGCACAUUCUACUUCAGUUAGUAUUUAUCCAUGACAUAACAUGUAUGCUUGAAUAGUUACUCCAACAAAACACACCUCUAUCUGAGCUUUGAGGAUAGAUAGCUACUGGGUUGAGUGGACGUAUAGUUACAACUAGUGGUUCAGAGAAGAGGCACAGCCAGGGCAGAGAGGAAGCGUCACUAGAGCUGGGUUCAUCUGGACCAGUAACUGCCCCCCAGGAAAGCGGUAGGUGGGCAGUUUCUGGACUUUGAGGACAGUUGUUCACCAGCAAAAUCAGACCAAGUAGUGGUUCUACAGAACCACCUAGUACAAGAAGGUAGGUGGUAUGGAAGCCAAGAUGGCGUCUGCCUUCGCUGCAGUUCUGUUUGCGGGCUUAACGCCUGAUAGUUCUUCGUGGGUGCUCCGUAAACGUCUGUGAAAUAAAUGAAGUCUAGAAAGGGAGGAGGCAGUGUUUAAUGGCAGAGAUUUCCCACUGUGGAAUGCCAUAGCCAUAGGCAACCAAGCUGCAUGAAAAUGUUGGCUGGUGGGAAGGCUCCAGUAGGGGGCACUGUGGCACAGUCCAUCGUGUGCCUCCCAAGACUACAGUCCUUGUCAAAAGCAGGGCUGAGAUCAGGGUGUCCUGGCUGUGUGUGUGUGGAGUGGGGCUCUGGGAGAGGCUCUCCAGGAGCACAUGCACAUGUGAUUUGGAAGAGCAGCUCUCUAGAGGUGCACAGGGGCCUUGGCAGAGGACCUGGUUGGUGAGCCAGGAUAGACGGGACACCCACUCAGGCUAUAUAGAGCAGUGAGAUGUGCCCUGGCUGCUAGAGAGAAUCCCACAAGUGCGCAAAGAGAUGAGAGGCCAAGUGGGAUUGGAAGACAGAGGCAAAUAAUUUUCCUACUAAAGGAAUAAGGGUGAAAGGGUCCAGAAUGCUGGCAAAAUGUGCACGAUGGACAGAAAGGCAGGUGUGAUGGUGCAUACUUCUAAUCCCAGCAUUCUGAAGACUGAGGCAGAAGGAUCAUUGUGAGUUUGAGACCAGCCUGAGCUACAAAGUGAGCUCAAGGCCAGCUGAAACUGCAUGUGAGACCUGUCUCCAAAAGACCAAAAAAGGGGGCUGGGGAUUUAGCUCAGUGGCAUAAGCGCCUGCCUUGCAAGCAGGCAGUCGUGAGUUCAAUCCCCGGUACUGAUAAAAAGGAAAAAGAAAAAAAAGCAGGGGGGCAGCGGUUUAGCUCAGUAGGGUAAAUUCCUACUUGGCAAAGUCAUGAGUUUGAUCCCUGGGGGGGAGGACAGGAAGUGUAACUUUGAGCAUAAUUUGGAAGUAAAAUCCUCAAUUCCUUACCUGGGACCUAGGAAUCCUAAAAAAAAAAAAAAAAAGUGUGGAAUUCUAGACCAAAAAAAGGAGGGAAACUUUUUUUUUUGUACUGAGAAUUGAGCUUAGGACCUUGUGCUUGCAAGACAGGUGCUGUGCUGCUGAGCUGUAUCCCUGACCUGAAGGAAGCAUUCGUGGUGUACCACAACCCUCCACGUUGGAUAUGACAGUUAGCUUGAUCAGUUGUUCUUUCCUUGGUUGUCCAGGUGGUACAUGGGCUGUUCAGGAGAGUGCUGUUUGGGUGGGAGGACAGGAAAGGACCUUGUUUGUAUUCUUCAUGCUGGAAAGAGGGAAGAGGAUGAGGUACCAGAGACCUGGGUUGGGCACCGGCUCUUCCACAAAGAGCUGUACAGUCUUGCUCCAGCUCCUUAACAACUUAGAGCCUCAGUUUGCACAUCAGUAAUCCGGGACUGUAAUGCCAUCACGUCCACCUCACAAGGUUGCAGUGAGGAUGGGAUGAGAAGUGUAGGGAAGUACUGCACACACAGUUAAAGCCCAACGCCAACGCAUCGAUUAGCAGAAUUUCACCUGAUGUCAGUAAGCUUGAAUGGGGAUGUGGCGUGCACAUAUUGUGAUGUAGAAGCUCAGGAACAUCUGGGUAGAGCUGCUGUCUGCAGACCAUGCGCCUCUGGAGGAGGCUAUUUUGUUUUGCUUUCCAACAGUGACACGAGGAAGCCAUCUGCAAAGACACACGGUGACGACAGAAGAAGGGACCAAUGGCUAGCUUGCCAAGAUUCAUUGCCAUUCCUAAAAGCCAGCUGAGAUUCUGACUGCACUAAUUAAGGACUGAUUAUCGUAGACAUUUAGAGAAAGUUAAAAAUGGCAAGAGUGGCCCAGUCUUUUAAUAGUUUAGAGAAGAUAUAAUUUGGGAGGGAAGAGCUCUCCUUCACUGUCAUCUUCCCAUUACUGUAUCUAUGAAGUGAUGUCAUUUUCUAAAACUGCAGAGGCAGAAUUCCAAAGGGGCACAAGUCCAAGAAAGAAGUGGAAAAACUUUCAACGGAAGUUGAUGGAGUUUGGGACCUGAACCGGGCAAGGUUUGACUGGUGGGUGCCAAGAUCAAGGUGUCUGACUAUCUCUCUUCGGCAGAGAAGUGGAGACCUCCAACUGUCCUAUAAAUUUAGUGGGGGUUGGGGCAGGGAUGCAGACAUCUGCUUUAGGGAGAAAGCAGUUUUGCAUUAGCUGGGGCAGAUAGCUGCCAGGGAGAGCACCCAAGAUGCUUCUAGCAGGGGGAAGACCAAGUUCAUAUGCAGGCUUGGGAAAGGCUUAGGUGAUUUGAUCAAGGGUAGCCAAACCAACUCGCCCUACUGGCUUAUGUACGUAGUUUAAUUCAGCGCAUCAGAGCAAGAAUAAACAGGGCCACAGGCUCCUGUGAUUGGAGGGGUGGAGAAGGCAGAGUCAGAUCAGGUAAGACCCCACCAGAAGUGCUGGAUAAACGUCUUGGGGGCCAGAGGGGAAAGGAUUGUGCUGAAAGAAAUUAGGAAAGUGGGCACAAGAAGCUUUAGCAAGGCAGCCUGAGCUGUCUCCAGAGAAGGUUGGCCGAGUGGCCAAGAGAGACUGGGUUGAAGGUGAAACCAGAGCCUUGGUUCCCCUCUGUGGUACAUAUCGCAGCCAUCUCUGAGUUGCAGUAGGGUCAGGCAUCUGUGCUGUGUAUUCUUUCAUUCCUUUGAUGAUACAUUUUGUAUCUCUUUCCUCUACUCCUUUUAAUAAAGUUCUUGGGAAAAAUUGA
Cavia porcellus (domestic guinea pig) is the source of this 7960-nucleotide messenger RNA. RefSeq names its product tripartite motif containing 56 (gene Trim56). The transcript is spliced from 3 exons. Bases 285 to 2504 code for a protein of 739 amino acids. Gene Ontology annotation, biological process: protein monoubiquitination. The record is from RefSeq and is a predicted model, not a curated record. Gene Ontology annotation, molecular function: ubiquitin protein ligase activity; zinc ion binding. Lineage: Eukaryota; Metazoa; Chordata; Mammalia; Rodentia; Caviidae.